AAGAGGCUGGUGCAGCCCAGUUCGACCAAUCCAGUCAUUGGGUGGGGAGCGACCCCAGAGCCUCAGGGCUGAGGGGAGAGACGCCAACCCGGGCUGAGCCCCAGGGCUGAGGGGAGAGACGCCAACCGGUCUGAGCCCCAGGGGCCGAGGGGAGAGACGCCAACCCGGGCUGAGCCCCAGGGGCCGAGGGGAGAGACGCCAACCGGGCUGAGCCCCAGGGGCCGAGGGGAGAGACGCCAACCCGGGCUGAGCCCCAGGGGCCGAGGGGAGAGACACCAACCCGGUCUGAGCCCCAGGGGCCGAGGGGAAAGACGCCAACCCAGUCUGAGCCCCAGGGGCCGAGGGGAGAGACGCCAACCCGGGCUGAGCCCCAGGGGCCGAGGGGAGAGACGCCAACCCGGGCUGAGCCCCAGGGGCCGUGGGGAAAGACGCCAACCCAGUCUGAGCCCCAGGGGCCGAGGGGAGAGACGCCAACCGGGCUGAGCCCCAGGGGCCGAGGGGAGAGACGCCAACCCGGGCUGAGCCCCAGGGGCCGAGGGGAGAGACGCCAACCCGGGCUGAGCCCCAGGGGCCGAGGGGAGAGACGCCAACCCGGGCUGAGCCCCAGGGGCCGAGGGGAAAGACGCCAACCUGGGCUGAGGGUCAAGGGGAGAGACGCCAACCCUGGCUGUGCCCCGGGGCAGAGGGGAGAGACGCCAACCUGGGCUGAGCUGCAUGGGGUGAUGGGGGUAGACCUCAAACUAGAUUAAGCCUGUGAGGCAGGAGAUCCCAAAUUGAGCUGAGCCUGUGAGGCAGGAGGACUGCUAUUCAGGCUGAACCCCAAAGAUCCCAAAAAGGGCUGAACUCCAGAAAGGGAAGAGACACCUGUGGGGCCCUCAUUUCAUUGUCCCCUUACAGAGUUUACUGGGGUGGCAGGACAAAUUGUCAGGCACCAUGAGUGACAAUGCUGGAGAAGGGAGAGCAUCAGAAAAGAGGAAAGAGCAGAAAAGCAGGAAAGCAGGGGAGAGUUCCAAGGUGGAAGAUGAAUUCAAAGAGUUGUCCAUCUAUUUCCCUAAGGAGCAAUGGGCAGAGAUGGGAGACUGGGAGAAAACCCGCUACAGGAACAUGAAGCGGAACUAUGAGUUUAUGGUUGAACUCGGCCUUCCUACCCCGAAACCUGCAUUUAUGUGUCGUGGUCGACGUCCCCCAAACCCCAUCAUAUACGACUCUGAGUCUGAUGAAGACUGGACACCAAAACCUUUAGUUAAAACCUUCAGGCCACCAUGUAAAUCUGGCAGUAUGAAACAGGAAAAAAAGAAAAGGCAGAACGUCAGUCAAAAUGAAAAGGCAAUGCUGGAGAAGGCCUCUGAGAAGGAAGUCUCUGAAAAUCAAACCAAUGCUGAGAAAGUGGACAAAAAUUCAGAUGUGGGCACCAGAAUCCCUGUCACUAAUGUUGUUGUUCUGAAAACUGAUCUACCCAGGUUAGCAGUUUCUAAAACCCAAGGGCAGAGCACCCAAGUUAACACAUACAGCUUACGAAAAAGAGAGAAAAAAGUGUACGUUGAAAUAAGUGAACCACAAGAUGAUGAUUACUUAUUUUGUGAGGAUUGCCUGACAUUCUUCAUUGAUGAGUGUUCAGUUCAUGGCCCUCCAGUUUUCAUCAGAGACCCAAUAGUAGAAACAGGACAGGAAAGGAGAGCAGCUCUCACUUUGCCCCCAGGGAUGAGAAUUGGGCUUUCAAGUAUCCCACAGGCGGGGCUUGGAGUCUGGAAUGAGGCAGACACCCUGCCGGUUGGAGUUCAUUUUGGCCCAUACGAUGGAAGGAUAACAGAGGAGGAGGAGGCAGCCCACAACGGCUAUUCUUGGCUGAUCACCAAGGGAAGAAACUGGUAUGUAUACAUUGAUGGAAAGGAUGAAAUGAAUGCCAACUGGAUGAGGUAUGUUAACUGUGCUAGGGAUGAGGAAGAGCAGAACCUUGUCGCUUUCCAGUAUCGUGGGAAAAUCUACUAUAGAGUGUGCAGGGCCAUCCUGCCCCACUGUGAGCUUCUGGUCUGGUACGGGGAUGAAUAUGGCAAGGAGCUGGGCAUCAAAUGGGGCACGCGAUGGAAAAGCACAGCACCACCCAAAGUGCAUGGGCAGGAUCCACACUGCCAUCCAUGCCCUCACUGCAGGCUGGCUUUCAGCAGCAAAGAUUACCUCCGCCAACACUUGAAGCGUAAGCACCUGCCUACCGAAUUGCAGACUGAAGAAGACGAAGGUGCUCUGGGAGGGGAAUCUUGCCCUAAAACCAGAGGUCUUUCCUUCCCGGGAAAUCCACCGUCACAGCAGCUCGCACCAAACCCCAGCUCCCUCAGCAAAGGCACCUGGGGAAAGGAACCACACUUGCAAGGGCAGAGGGAAGGUGUUGGAGGUAGAGAGGCUUUUGGUUUACUGUCAAACCUGCCUCCACAGCAGUGGAGGGACGCAAUAGGGGAGCCACAUGCACAGAGCAAAACAGGGGAGGAGGGAGGUGGCGGUCGCAGACAGAAGUGGUAUUCCUGCGGUGAGUGUGGGCAGAACUUCCACAGGCGAUCGCACCAGGUUAGACAUCAGCAGAGCCACACAGGAGAGAAGUCCUAUCCUUGUGAGUGUGGGAGGAGGUUCAGCCAGUCAUGCAGCCUCACCAGACACCGGCGCAUCCACACGGGAGAGAGGCCCUUUCAGUGCCUGGAGUGUGGGAGGAGGUUCAGCCAUUCAUCCAACCUCACCAGACACCAGCGCAUCCACACGGGAGAGAGGCCCUUUCAGUGCCUGGAGUGUGGGAGGAGGUUCAGCCAGUCAUCCAACCUCGCCGGCCACCAGCGCAUCCACAUGGGAGAGAGGCCCUUUCAGUGCCUGGAGUGUGGGAGGAGGUUCAGCCAUUCAUCCAGCCUCACCAGACACCAGCGCAUCCACACGGGAGAGAGGCCCUUUCAGUGCCUGGAGUGUGGGAGGAGGUUCAGCCGUUCAUCCAACCUCACCGACCACCAGCGCAUCCACACGGGAGAGAGGCCCUUUCAGUGCCUGGAGUGUGGGAGGAGGUUCAGCCAGUCAUCCAACCUCGCCGGCCACCAGCGCAUCCACAUGGGAGAGAGGCCCUUUCAGUGCCUGGAGUGUGGGAGGAGGUUCAGCCGUUCAUCCAACCUCACCGACCACCAGCGCAUCCACACGGGAGAGAGGCCCUUUCAGUGCCUGGAGUGUGGGAGGAGGUUCAGCCAGUCAUCCAACCUCGCCGGCCACCAGCGCAUCCACAUGGGAGAGAGGCCCUUUCAGUGCCUGGAGUGUGGGAGGAGGUUCAGCCAUUCAUCCAGCCUCACCAGACACCAGCGCAUCCACAUGAAGAGGCCCUUUCAGUGCCUGGAGUGUGGGAGGAGGUUCAGGCAGCCAUCAAACCUGACCUGCCACCAACAGACUCACGCCGAGAGGGGAAAUACCCUGCAGGCCAAACAACUGUCAGAGCUGGCAGCUGACUGACAUGAGGGCUCUGUAUCAAUCAUGUGGGAUUCUGGGUAAAGCAGGGAGCUGUACUGACGGACUCCUUAACCUUGGGGGCUUUUGGUUCCUUUGCUUCAUACUGACUGCGGUGGUCAGUGUAACCCCCUUCACCUUUCCACUCCUGGGCUGACUGGAGAGAAGCAUCCUUCUUCUACUUGCGGAGGGUUUUGUUAUUCACUAAAGCUGGGUACUGCCCCAGUCCCUUUGCUGUCCUGAGUGGCCUGUUGGGUCUGCCUCUCCAGAAGAGACUUGGCCUGUGGCCAACAGGAUCAGUACAGGAGAUAGGUGGGCCAGGAGCAGCAGGAAUUAAAGCAGUUACUGUAGCUGCUAGGAUUGAGUAUACAGUAAUCUCCUUAUGCUCCUCUCCACGCUCUGCUGCAGCCUUGCUACUGUACAAGGUAGGGCUAGGCCAGGGCGGGAGCAAGGCGGGCCUGCUACAAGACCUCCACGUGGUCCUUUGCAGGACCCACCUCCAUUUGUCUCACACUAUGUCUAGUGCAGUGGGAGCCAAGCACCUGGCAUGGGUUAGUCAGACUUUAGUGAUGGGAGGUCCUUAUUGCUCAAGAGAGCAAGGCAAGGAUGUGGUGACUAACUCCGAAUGGGUACCAGCAGGGCAGUGCCUCGAGCUCGGUUCAGACUCUCACCAAUGCACUCCUAAGGCUGGAAAUGCCUUGCUUGCCUAUUAACACUCUGUUGUUCAUGUUUUGUUCCUAUUAGUUCAUUCUCUCCCUCUUGAAGAUAUUUUCCCUCCACGUUUCUUCUUUAAGCCUGUGUUAAUAAAAGGGGCUUCUCUGAGACUGAUCUUAUCCUGCACAGUGAUCCCUAGCAGUGGGCAGUGACUGAACCCAACCAAGGCAGCUGGCUCUCAAAGCACAACCCUCUAUGCCUGACCUAUUCUAAAGGACCUGCUCCAGCAAGCAGCAGCAGGCUCAUAAACUUCUAUUAACUGCCCUGAAACGUUGUUAAUGCAGAGUGAAGCUUGCCCAGCCCCCUCUCGUUCCCUCCCAGACUACAGAGGCUAAACUUAAACCUCUGCAACCCAGGAACCACAGGAUUAAGGUAGCUGCCCCUCCUACCACAUCACCUUAACUGUGUUACCCCUUACUCAAAGGAUGCAAAUAGAGCCCUCACACAACCCAAGGAAGCAUGUGGAUUGCAGAGCAUUUAGAAAAGUCCUCUGUUAAAUCUCAACCGUAACUACCCAGAGCUGCUGCUCUGCUCUCAUCCUGGCCUUACUCCUGGAGGGGGAAGGGACUGGUUUGUACAACCCCCAUGGCUCCUGCUCCUUGGCUCCCACUCCUAGAUGUUACGCCAGAGGCAGGGGUGUCCCGGGGCAUGGAAACUUUAUUACAAUUAAAGCAAAGUGCAUGGAAAUGUAGCUCUGCUUGUAAUCAGUCUUGUCCCACAUCAUUUUACUCUUGCAGGUACUAGGAGGAGGGGGUCACGAAAAUGUUGGACUUUGGGCGGAGACGGGAGCCUCACUGACCUCAGUCACUGAGCCGAGCUCGAACAGACACGGCUCUGUUCCCGCAAGCCCUCCACCCUCUGCCUUACGCAGCCGCAGCCUGCGGCGCUCGAUAGCAACCGCUCUCCUUGGAAAAUAAACAGCUUGUUGUUUGAUUGAGCUUUAAAUAGUCCAGUUAGCGAAGCUCAGGGGGUCAUGGGUGCUGCCCCACCCGGCAGGGAGAGGCCUGGGUUCAGACAGCGUACCCAGGGGCAGCUGGAGCAGGUCCCGAGAGGUUAGUCCUAUGGUUUGGGCAGAGAAACGGCCCCUGGGGCUAGACUGACUGGGCAGGCGGGUGAGGGCGAUUGCUCUGUGUCUGAGCCAGACAGUGCUCUACAAACGACCCCCCCACGCCCAAGGGCUGGUCUACCGCUCUGAGCAGAGCAGCCCCCGACUGUCCCCCGGUGACCCGCUGUGGGU
This is a messenger RNA of Chelonia mydas (Green sea turtle), 5416 nucleotides long. Its product is annotated as histone-lysine N-methyltransferase PRDM9. Gene Ontology annotation, molecular function: histone methyltransferase activity; zinc ion binding; protein binding. NCBI's taxonomy places the organism in Eukaryota, Metazoa, Chordata, Testudines, Cheloniidae. Gene Ontology annotation, biological process: regulation of DNA-templated transcription. Gene Ontology annotation, cellular component: nucleus. The record is from RefSeq and is a predicted model, not a curated record.